Molecule: messenger RNA, 339 nt
Organism: Microbotryum saponariae
Lineage: Eukaryota; Fungi; Basidiomycota; Microbotryomycetes; Microbotryales; Microbotryaceae
Source: the annotation of a GenBank genome assembly
AUGGAUCUCGCACCCCUCCCCGCGCCUCUCCAUCUCCGACCCCUCCGAAUCCGUUCCGUUCCCACUUCCUUCGCGAUCGUCGAGAUGCAACGUUUCCUCGCCGAUGAAACGGCCACUCGAGUCCUGAGUGGCGCAGGAGCAAGUGCGAUCAAGGAGGCAUUGGUGCGAUUGGUCAAACGUCUUGAACAGGAACAAAGCGAGGAGUCGGCUUCGAGUGCGACGAAGGUGGACACAUCGUCGAUUUCGGAGAAGGAAAAGGACAAGGGCAGGAAGAGGAAAGUCGUCGAAUCGGAGUUGACAAAGGACAAGAUGCAGAGCAAAAAACACAAGAAGGCAUAG